CGAACUACUCAAACUGGCAUUCAAAUAAAAUAAACUGUUUCGGCGCGUUCUCCGCUUUGUGCCUGUAAUUCGUGUCGCUCUGGGUCUUGUGCGUUCAGAACAUUGUUGGUGUCGAUUUGUUAACAUAUUUUAAAAUAUAUUUGAUAUUCCAUUUGCGUGCCGUGCACAGUUAUUUGAUGAGCUUAGUGAGAAAAUAAAGAAAGCAACAAGGCGAGCAAAAAUAAAAAACUUCACCUCAACGAGCCAAACCAAGAAAGACAAACCGAGAAAAAUGGCCGCAAAGCCUGAGGACAAGAGCACGGAUAUACCCGAUCGUCUGUUUGACUCGAAUAAUCGCAAGACCUACAAGCGUAUGCGCUUUUUUGGCAAGGGCGGCUUUGCCAAAUGUUACGAGAUUAUCGAUGUGGAAACAGACGAUGUCUUUGCCGGCAAGAUUGUGUCUAAGAAACUAAUGAUAAAGCACAACCAAAAAGAGAAGACGGCACAGGAAAUAACCAUACACCGCAGCCUUAACCAUCCAAACAUUGUCAAAUUUCACAGCUAUUUUGAGGAUGUGCAGAACAUCUACAUUGUGCUGGAGCUGUGCAAAAAGCGCUCGAUGAUGGAGUUGCACAAACGCCGUAAAAGUAUUACCGAGUUCGAAACCCGCUAUUACAUAUACCAGAUAAUACAGGGUGUCAAGUAUCUGCACGACAAUCGCAUCAUUCAUCGUGAUCUUAAGCUGGGCAAUCUGUUUCUGAAUGACAUGUUGCAUGUGAAGAUCGGAGAUUUUGGACUGGCAACUCGUAUUGAAUACGAGGGCGAACGCAAGAAGACGCUUUGCGGCACACCCAACUACAUUGCACCAGAGAUUCUGACCAAGAAGGGCCACUCCUUUGAAGUGGACAUCUGGUCGAUUGGUUGCGUCAUGUACACACUGUUGGUCGGUCAGCCGCCAUUCGAGACAAAAACGUUGAAGGAUACCUACUCGAAAAUCAAGAAAUGCGAGUACCGUGUGCCGAGCUACUUAAGAAAACCGGCGGCGGACAUGGUCAUUGCGAUGUUGCAACCUAACCCGGAGAGUCGCCCCACAAUUGGACAGCUCUUGAACUUUGAGUUCCUUAAGGCUUCGCAGGUGCCCAUGUUCUUGCCCAGUUCUUGCCUAACCAUGGCACCCCGUAUUGGCAUCAAUGAUACCAUCGAGGAUCCUAGCCAGCGUAAGCCGCUGUCUGAAAUGAACGGCCUGAGAGACGAUACGCGUUUGGAGUCGACUUUCUUGAAAAAUAAUUUACAUGAUGCCAUUACUGCGUCGGCGCAGAUGUGUCGCCACAACGAAGACUAUCGUAGUGAUAUUGAGAGUUUGCAUCAGCAGCUGACGAAGCUGAUAAAUGACAAGCCACGUUUAUUGCAAGGCAAUCUGGGGGAUGAGAAUACCGAUCCAGCUGCCCAGCCGCUAUUUUGGAUAUCGAAGUGGGUCGACUAUAGCGACAAAUACGGAUUUGGCUAUCAACUGUGUGAUGAGGGCAUCGGUGUUAUGUUCAAUGACACCACAAAGCUCAUUCUGCUUCCGAAUCAAAUAAACGUGCACUUUAUUGAUAAGGAGGGCAAAGAAACCUAUAUGACUACGACUGAUUACUGCAAGACACUCGAUAAAAAGAUGAAGCUGCUGUCAUAUUUUAAGCGUUACAUGACGGAGCAUCUAGUGAAGGCAGGGGCUAACAAUGUCACCGUUGAGAGCGAUCAAAUUUCACGUAUGCCCCAUCUGCAUUCCUGGUUCCGCACAACGUGUGCGGUAGUCAUGCACCUAACCAACGGUUCUGUCCAGCUUAAUUUUUCGGAUCAUAUGAAGAUUAUUUUAUGCCCACGCAUGAGCGCCAUCACCUAUAUGGACCAUGAGAAAAACUUCCGGACAUAUAGAUUCUCAACUAUUGCACAAAGUGGAGUUUCCAAGGAUCUAUAUCAGAAGAUACGUUAUGCUCAUGAGAAGCUGAGAAAAAUGCUCGAGAAGAUGUUUGUUUGAGCACAAGAUGAAAAUACUACAGCCGGCUGAUUUCAUUCAUUAUCGUUACGUUUAUGUUUAGUUAAACCGAAUUCAUUAACUCUACAUACAGCGCGCAGGCUUAACUUAAGAAAAUCUUCUCUUUGCUCCAUAAUUUUCCAAAUUGUAGUUGCUGUUUAAAUUUACCCGCUGUUUAUUUAUUAAGUUAAAGAUUCUUUUUUGUUUUCGGUUAGCUAUUUCCGUUUGUAACAUGUCAAUCGCAAAAAUUAAGCGACUUUCACACGCAAUUAUAUAUAUGUUUCCAUGUUUUAAAGAUACAAAUAUACAAUCUAAUAAAGAUUUUAAUAACAAAA
This is a messenger RNA of Drosophila montana, 2331 nucleotides long. It is a transcript of the gene polo, whose product is annotated as Serine/threonine-protein kinase polo. The record is from RefSeq and is a predicted model, not a curated record. Gene Ontology annotation, cellular component: cytoplasm; nucleus; kinetochore. Gene Ontology annotation, molecular function: protein serine/threonine kinase activity; protein binding; ATP binding. Lineage: Eukaryota; Metazoa; Arthropoda; Insecta; Diptera; Drosophilidae. Bases 272 to 1999 code for a protein of 575 amino acids. Gene Ontology annotation, biological process: mitotic spindle organization; protein phosphorylation. The transcript has 5 exons.